Molecule: messenger RNA, 2025 nt
Organism: Engraulis encrasicolus (European anchovy)
Lineage: Eukaryota; Metazoa; Chordata; Actinopteri; Clupeiformes; Engraulidae
Product: transcription termination factor 1-like
Exons: 2
Coding region: 3-1358 (451 amino acids)
Biological process (GO): termination of RNA polymerase I transcription
Cellular component (GO): nucleolus
Molecular function (GO): chromatin binding
Source: RefSeq, a predicted model, not a curated record
CCAUGGUGCUGGAGGACGGCAGUUGUCAAGCGAUGGAGGAGAAGAAAAAGAGGAAGAAAAGAAGAAUCGAGGAGACGGGACAUCUCGAGCUGGGUGCAGAGGUGACUGCCAUUCCAAUGCAGACAAGCGGUGAAGCAGCAGCAAGUCAGAGACCUACAAAGAGCAAGUCUGAAAAGCCCAGCAAGAGAGCAGAGACGUCACCUGCUACUGGCACACAGCCACACAUAGGCAAAGCACCAAGAAGAACCAGAUACGAUGUGCUGAACAAGGAAGCCAUCCUGCAGGAGAUCAAGGAGUACAUACCUGACAUCAGGAUCACAGAUUUAGACACGAUCUAUAAGUUCACACUGUAUGACCUGCCUCGUUUCAGGGAAUUUAAGAAGCAAGGAAUACCUAUUCGGACGGGGAAGUUUACUCAGGCUGAGGAGAAGCGUCUGAAACAGAAUGUGAAGGAUUUCCUGGCUCUUUCGGGUAUAGAGAGUGAGACUAAGCUCUUUUUGCCUCAUCGCUUCCCAGACGAAAAGGACAUUAUCAGGCUGCGGAGGAAGUUGGGAUUCAUCAAGUGUUUGUGUGAAGGGAUACCGCGCUCUUCCAAGAGCAUACGAGUUCGAGCUAAGGAUAUGUUCAACGAGGAGAAUUUCUUGGGAAGGUUCACUGACAAGGAGAACCAGGAGUUACUGAACCUGUACAAACUGCAUGGACGUAAAUGGAAACUCAUCUCAGAAAAGAUGGGACGCAGUGGCGCAGCAGUAAAGACACGAUUUAACUUUAUUUGUGAGGGUUAUGGGCCGUGGACAGAGGAAGAGUCUAGAACCCUUUUUACGUGUAUGCAGCAGCAUCUGCUGAAGCAGGCUACACCUGGUGAGGAUGGCAGCAUUGGCUCCGCGGUCAUCAAAAAAGUAAAUUUGUACAAGCAACUUCCCUGGACGGCUGUGAGCAAGCAGGUUCAGACUCGUAGCUCUAUCCACUGCAGGACUAAGUGGAUGCAAUACCUGACAUGUAAAAUGAGAACCGGCAGCGUCAUGAAAGGCAGGAAGACACUUCAGAGUCAAAUCCAGCUGAUCAAAGCAAUCAAUGAAAUGGUUGUGGAAGAUGCAGCAGACAUUGUGUGGGAUGACCUCACUCAUCUGUUUGGGAACGCACACCCAGACUAUUUGAAGAUGAGGUUCCACCAGCUGAAAGUAGCCCAUGUACCAGGAUGGAACACCAUGGAGGACUUCUGUGAUGUCAUCGACCACCUGUACGAGAAGACGCUUCCUCAACUGGAGGAGGAGCUGAAGAACUGCAGAGAGGAGGAGGAGGAGCCAACUGAGGAGAGAGACUCCUAUAGGCUGUCUGAGAUCUUCCCUGACCUCUGAUAGGCUGUCUGAGAUAUUCCCUGACCUCUGAUAGGCUCAGGCAGAGGAGGAAGGUAAAGGCCUACUGAGGACCAAGAGUGCGUUUUAAUAUGCGGCCUUGCCUCCUCCACUUGCGCUUGUCUCCUCGUCCUGCCUCCUGGCCCCUCCUCCGGGGAGAAAACGAUUAAGUUUCCCAGCUGUCAGCCUAGCCACAACAACUUUUGAGGGACUGUUUUUCAUUCACCCUCCCAAUUGCAAAUGAGAAAAAGACUCUACAAUUGAGCUUUUGCAAGAUAUUGAAAUAUAAUGCUGUUGUCAGUGAUUUCAUCAUGACGAGAAGCAAGUGGAGGAGGCAAGGUCGCAUAUUGCAACGCACUCCAAGACUCCUACAGGCCACCAGAGAGCUUCUCCAAAAUUACGGUGUGGCAAAUCCCCAUCAUCAGUUCUCAUAUCUCUCCCAAGGAGAAGCUGAUUUAAAGCUGGAUGGGGCGACCUACUGGACUGGCCCAGGACUAACUGGUAAUGUCCCACAGCACGUCCAGCCGCCUGGAGCUCUUCCGGACUCACUCUCCUUCUGGGAAUGUCCUGCAUCCUGCAGUAAAUUGGGAAUGCCCUGUUUUGGGAAUGCCCAGUGUCCUGAUGGAAAUAGUUCUUUUGGGAAUGCCUUAUCCUGCGUCCUGAUUGAAAU